Leopardus geoffroyi (Geoffroy's cat) is the source of this 2357-nucleotide messenger RNA. RefSeq names its product secreted protein acidic and cysteine rich (gene SPARC). The record is from RefSeq and is a predicted model, not a curated record. Bases 277 to 1188 code for a protein of 303 amino acids. The transcript is spliced from 11 exons. Gene Ontology annotation, molecular function: collagen binding; extracellular matrix binding; protein binding. Gene Ontology annotation, biological process: anatomical structure development. NCBI's taxonomy places the organism in Eukaryota, Metazoa, Chordata, Mammalia, Carnivora, Felidae.
UCCGGCAGACCUUCACACAGCCCAGAGCACUCUGCCUGCUGCCCGCCUGCCUGCCACUGAGGGUACCUCCAAGGAGCUGGGCCGGUCGAAAAGUCUUGGAAAGAACUAGGAAUGACGAGCCCGAUAUAGACGUUUGUGGGGACAAAAGAGGGAAGACACGGCUGCUGCCCACCUUGACUAAACGCUGCUUGGAGGCAGAGGAGAAUUCUUGUUUUUGCGUAGCCACAGGAGGAGGAACAGAGUAGACCAGAAGUUGGAGGGAGGGUUCCCAGCAUCAUGAGGGCCUGGAUCUUCUUCCUCCUUUGCCUGGCCGGGAGGGCCUUGGCAGCUCCUCAACAGGAAGCCCUGCCCGAUGAGACAGAGGUGGUAGAGGAAACCGUGGCUGAGGUGGCAGAGGGACCUGUGGGAGCCAACCCCGUGCAGGUGGAAGUGGGAGAAUUUGACGAAGGUGCCGAGGAAGCCGAACAGGAAGUGGUGGCUGAAAACCCCUGCCAGAACCACCACUGCAAACAUGGCAAAGUGUGUGAGCUGGAUGAGAACAACACCCCCAUGUGCGUGUGCCAGGACCCUACCAGCUGCCCUGCCCCCAUUGGCGAGUUUGAGAAGGUGUGCAGCAAUGACAACAAGACCUUCGACUCUUCCUGCCACUUCUUUGCCACCAAGUGCACCCUGGAGGGCACCAAGAAGGGCCACAAACUCCACCUGGACUACAUUGGGCCUUGCAAAUACAUCCCCCCCUGCCUGGACUCCGAGCUGACCGAAUUCCCCCUGCGCAUGCGGGACUGGCUCAAGAACGUCCUGGUCACUCUGUACGAAAGGGACGAGGACAACAACCUUCUGACCGAGAAGCAGAAGCUGCGAGUGAAGAAGAUCCAUGAGAACGAGAAGCGCCUGGAGGCUGGAGACCACCCCGUGGAGCUGCUGGCCCGGGACUUCGAGAAGAACUACAACAUGUACAUCUUCCCCGUGCACUGGCAGUUUGGCCAGCUGGACCAGCACCCCAUUGAUGGGUACCUGUCCCACACGGAGCUGGCCCCACUGCGUGCACCCCUCAUCCCCAUGGAGCACUGCACCACCCGCUUUUUUGAGACCUGCGACCUGGACAAUGACAAGUACAUCGCCCUGGAUGAGUGGGCCGGCUGCUUCGGCAUCAAGGAGCAGGAUAUUGACAAGGAUCUGGUGAUCUAAAUCCACGCCUGCCUCCCUCCUCCCGCAGUUCCGGAUCCUCCCUCUUUGAUCUUCCCCUUCCUGUUUCCCCCAAAGUUUAAAAUGUUUGGAUGGUUUGUUGUUCUGCCUGGGGACAAGGUGCUAAUAUAGAUUUACAUGAAUACAUUAACGGUGCUAAAAAUGGAAAUUGUAACCCAAGUCAUGACAUUCUUAGGUGUAACUGCUCUCACUGCCUCUUGCUCGCCCACUAACGGCCCCAUUUUUCUCUCGCCCCUUGCGGUGUCCCCCGUUGUCUUAGUGGCGUGUGGGUGGGAACUUUGAUCUGCUCAAGCCUGCCUUCAACACACAUUGCGUCUUCAGAUUUUUUCUCCUCUUCUGUUUGAAACUAACGCUCACCAAGGUAGUCUCUGUGUUCAUUUUAUUUCAGGGUAUUGGCUGCCGGUGGGGGGGGGGGGGGCUCUUCCCCUCAUGGCCUGAAGGUGGGAAAGGGAAGUAACAGGCACGUGAUGCUGGCAAGGAUGUUUCUGGGACUGGAGGCCUAGUGGGAGAAAGCCGUGCGGAACCCGCCAGCCAGAACCGCAGGUGGCAAGGCUGUGGCUGGGAGAAAGGACCCGAGUCUGUGUUAGGAAAGUAUGUUAACUCUCGCGUACGCCAGUUCCGCACCAAGUCCCCCUCAUCUUUCGGUGCCGUUUCUUUUCACGUUAGGCUGUUUGUCCAAACUUUUGGGAGCCGGGGUGGACCAUCAGCUCUCUGGAAUCCGCCAGGGCCCUGCGAGGGUGGGUCACCACACCGUGCGGGGCUUCUCCCCUCCUAGAUGUCUUUGGGAAAUGCAGGACUGGGAGGUGCUUUCGACCAGGAAGGCCAAGGUCUAGAGCGAGGUGUAGAAAGUUGUAAAAUAGAAGUGUGGUUGGUGAAUUUUUUUUUUUUUCCACAUUUAGAUAGCUGUCACAAGAGGUCUUUCCCUCGGUUUCUAGCACGUCCCUCCUUUUCUCCCUCUCCCCACUUUUUUCCUUCUAUCAGUCAAGAGUAACUUCAAAGUCAAUGGGAUGGUCGGAUCUCACAGGCUGAGAACUCGUUCACCUCCAAGCAUUUCAUGAAAAAGCUGCUUCUCAUUAAUCUUGCAAACCCUCGCCAUGAUGUGGGGAGUUUGACAAAUCUUUCAAAAUAAAAAGUAAUGACUUAGAAACUGC